ACCAACCUAAUCGGUUCAAUCUCACAUUUAUGAUCGUUUUCUCAAAAGAGUCAGUGCACAACGCCACCCGCAGUCUGGGCACUUAAUAUCUAGUAUAGUAACCAUAGUAACCUAAACUGAUGCGGUCCCUAGCGAAUCUGCCAACCUUGCCAACCUUACAUGGCACCACCCGGAACACCACCACGGCCAGUCACGUUGAUUCCCCGCACCCCACACAGACCCAGGUAGAUGGCCAGGUUGAUCAAGCUAUAAUACCAACCGAGGCUGGCGCAACCAGAAGGCUCUCUGUCUCUUCACCCAAGAUGUUGUUCUCCGAUCUGUACAAGUCGACAAAGUCGCCGCUGGCCAAACUGCGGCGCCACUCGCAGAUUGCGCCUACAGUCCCGGAUUAUGAUCCUGAUCUUACGAGCCGGGAUAAAACCAAGCAGAAAGAUGCCAUCAAACGUGUCCUAGCAGCUAAGGUGCGGAAUGACUGGAAUUUCAAAUGGUCACGUUCAUGUAUAAGGCCGAAUUCGAAAGGAGGGGAGAUCGGGCCUACAGUCAAUGCCCACCAAGAUGAUCUUAUUGCAGAGGAAACGGAUUCCGGAGAUGAUGCCGCCUCGACAUACAGCACAGUUUCGGAGGACCUUGCUCAUUUUCGCCCCCGAUCCGAGUGGUUAUCAGAUAUGCCUGACGAUGACGACGAUGUACCAGUAUCACCUUCAGCUUACCGUUUUGACAAUCCGGAUGCCGUUGGUGUUUCGGUGCAAACUGAAGCUUUAGCUAAGAGCGCAAAGCGAAGGAGAGCAAUACGUUGUGAAAUGGUAUGGAACGAUGGGUUAGCUUGCUUCAAUGCCCGGCGAGAUGCCUGGACAGGUGCGAAAGCGGCUCGCAUUCGCCCAAGAGCACCCUGUCCGACAGUCACUUCUCCUACCUCUAAGCGUCUCUCAUGGUGGCAUCUUUCAACUUCGCCAUUACCUUCGUCACCUACAGACUCAACGGGUGCAGCUACACCCCUAAGUCCUAGUGCAACACGUACGUCUGGCGAUACAACCGUUGUGGCGUCAUCUGAUGUGGAGUCUAAAGAGGCAAAAACGAAAGAGGAUAGCUCUACAUAUCCAGUAGAGACUCUUAUUCCCAUACCACAGCCUAUUCUACCUGCGGCCACUCCUAUGCGUGCCUCGAUCACCCCGACCGCAUAUUCUACUAUCUACGACAAGAUUGUGAUACAAUCUGCAACCCCAUCAUGUCCCGUCAAUUUAAAUGAUGUGAUCCGUGCCUGUGUCGUCGGCUGGAAACGAGACGGUGAAUGGCCGCCUCGAGCAGCUGAAGCUCCUCCCGUUGUAGCAGUACGCAGGAGAAAGAAGGAAAGCAGCACGGACAGCAAACCCAAUGCAUCCAAAAGGAUGAGCUUCAGUUUUUUAGGGCGGCGGCAAAGUGUAGUGGGUGAUCCUAGCAAUCUCGCGGAAACUACGUCGCAUCCGGAGACUCAAGUUACAGGGAAGGCAUUUAAAAAGGGCCUGCAGCGCGUUUUAGGACUCGGAAAUGACAGAACAAUCAGCAAUAUCAGUAAUCAGUAACUACGGGAACUUCGGCGGAUAAUGGAUUCGGGCGGAAAGAAAGACUAAGGCGCUUAGGGAGUAAGGCAAACUUGAAGACAGGCGCGAAAGGUGGAUGGGAAAGGAAGAUUGGACCGGGAUAGUUCACGACAGUACCCUCUGGGGCUCUCAAGGAGGAUGCGAAUUCUCGGCAUUUAGGCAUAUACCCAGCAUCGCUUUCGGCGUUUUCCACUUUACCUAGCUUCAAACUAGCCACCGUCGCGUGGCGUACGCACAUACAUACUUUGUCAACAGACUCUAGAAUGAAUUUAAUAGGUCGUUGCCUUUUUUUCUCAUACAAU
This is a messenger RNA of Annulohypoxylon maeteangense, 1879 nucleotides long. RefSeq lists its product as uncharacterized. The transcript has a single exon. Lineage: Eukaryota; Fungi; Ascomycota; Sordariomycetes; Xylariales; Hypoxylaceae. The record is from RefSeq and is a predicted model, not a curated record. The coding region runs from base 120 to 1559 and encodes 479 amino acids.